Pistacia vera is the source of this 1315-nucleotide messenger RNA. RefSeq lists its product as uncharacterized. The transcript is spliced from 6 exons. Bases 71 to 1063 code for a protein of 330 amino acids. NCBI's taxonomy places the organism in Eukaryota, Viridiplantae, Streptophyta, Magnoliopsida, Sapindales, Anacardiaceae. The record is from RefSeq and is a predicted model, not a curated record.
UUUCAAAUCGAAUUCAAACAAUACACAGAAAAUAUUCACUUCCAAAGCGAAUCUAGGGUUCUCAUUUCCAAUGGAACUCCCUCAAGGAAUCGAUAAUUACAUAAAAGAAUCCAUUGACAACACUCUAGGUCUCCCAAUUUCCCAAGAAAAUCUCCAAUUAAAGCUUUUGGCCUCUCAAGAAUCGCUUCAACGACUUCGGAAUCAGUACUCUCUUUUACUCUCCAAAGUAAAAGAAAAGGAUCAAACUAUUGAUCUUGCUAGGGCGGAGGCGAGUAUGAACGCGCAGGCUGUGAAGAGGUUUGUGGAGGAGAACCAGAGGCUUGCGGAGGAGUGUAAGAGAUUGUUGAGUGAGUGCAGUAGGUGGGAGAAAGAAUGUUCGCUGUACGAUCAUGAUCGAGAGGCUUUGAUGGAUUUUGGAAACGAAGCGGAUGAGAGGGCUAAAGAGGCUGAAACUAGGGUUCAUGAUUUGGAGGUCCAGUUGGCUCAGCUGUUGGAUGAAUUAGAAUUUUACAAGCACCAGUAUGAAAUUCGUGGGGAUGAUUCUUCUGCUGAGGACACUGCCGUGGAAGAAAAUUUACUCGAGUCUGUUUUAGCAACAUUAGUCAGUAAAGAUGAUCUUAUGUCUGGUCAUGCAUUCUUGGAGGCAAAUAGUGGACAUGAACCAUGUCAAUCAUUGCUGAAAAUGUGGAAAAGCUUGAAGCCAUCAACUCAAAAGGUUCUAUCACUAGGUGCUGUAGUUAAGACACUUGAGAAGGAUAAAGAACAUCUUAGGGUGAACCUUGAUAGAGCUGAAGAGGAGGUGAAAUUGCUGUAUGAAGAAAACAAAAUAUUGAAUGCGGAGAGCAAGAAGUUAUUGAGGCAACUCCAUAGAGAAAGGAACCUUAAUGAUUCUGGUGGAAAGCAUACUAGCAGUGCAUCUGCCAAGUCAAACAAGCGAAAAUCAAGUCCUAAAAUGAGUAGCCCGGUGGAGAAGAAGAUUGACUUUGAUCUGGAUCUAGCUGCAAGACAACCUCUGUCACCAUUGAUAUAUAACUCUCCAGACUCAAGAAUGCAUAAGAAGUAAUAGCAAAGAUUCGUAAUAGUGUCCUAAUUUCUUUACUUCCUCCUGGAAGUUGAUUAUGUUCAGGAUGGUGUUAGAAUUGGAUUCAAAGGUAGCUUUUCUGGAGCCACAAAAUUUGUACCUUUUGUAAGAUGUCUCAAACUAAUUUGCUGAGUGUAAGGAUUUUUCCUUCACCAUUUUCUUUUUAGUCUUUUAUAGAAUUGUCCAGAUUACUCUUGACUUUAUGUAAAACAAAACAGUUUCAACCAAUGCAGU